CCGCCUUUUAGAGGCCGGGCGCGGCUGGGGCAUCCCAGUCCCACUUGGUCUUCCCGACCCGGCGUCCGUGCUCCCGGUCCUCCUCACAGCUAGCCGAGUCCACCCCGUCCUCACCGCCCGUCGGCCGGCCCACCCCCCACCGCAGCCAUGGACGCCAUCAAGAAGAAGAUGCAGAUGCUGAAGCUGGACAAGGAGAAUGCCAUCGACCGCGCCGAGCAGGCGGAGGCGGACAAGAAGCAAGCCGAGGACCGCUGCAAGCAGCUGGAGGAAGAGCAGCAGGCCCUCCAGAAGAAGCUAAAGGGGACCGAAGAUGAGGUGGAAAAGUAUUCUGAAUCAGUGAAGGAUGCCCAGGAGAAACUGGAGCAGGCCGAGAAGAAGGCCACCGAUGCUGAGGCAGAUGUGGCCUCCUUGAACCGCCGCAUUCAGCUAGUAGAGGAGGAGCUGGAUCGUGCCCAGGAGCGCCUGGCUACAGCCUUGCAAAAGCUAGAGGAGGCUGAGAAGGCAGCCGACGAGAGCGAGAGAGGAAUGAAGGUCAUCGAAAACCGGGCCAUGAAGGAUGAGGAAAAGAUGGAGCUGCAGGAGAUGCAGCUGAAGGAGGCCAAGCACAUUGCUGAAGACUCAGAUCGCAAAUAUGAGGAGGUGGCCAGGAAGCUGGUGAUCCUGGAAGGAGAGCUGGAGCGCUCAGAAGAGAGAGCUGAGGUGGCUGAGAGCCGAGCCAGGCAGCUGGAGGAGGAACUUCGAACCAUGGACCAGGCCCUCAAGUCCCUGAUGGCCUCAGAGGAGGAGUAUUCUACCAAAGAGGACAAAUAUGAAGAGGAGAUCAAACUGCUGGAGGAGAAGCUAAAGGAGGCUGAGACCCGAGCAGAAUUUGCUGAAAGAUCUGUGGCCAAGUUGGAGAAAACCAUUGAUGACCUGGAAGAUGAAGUCUAUGCACAGAAGAUGAAGUACAAGGCCAUCAGCGAGGAGCUGGACAACGCACUCAAUGACAUCACCUCUCUCUGAGCACCAUGUGCCACCUUGGCCCUCUUCACUCCCUCUUUCCAAUCUCUCUCAGGGGAAGGGACAGGCAAGAGAAAGACAGAUUGGCAUCUUGCACAGCCAGGCUGGGGGCAGCCUAGGGAGAGCCCUCACCACCCCACACCCACUCUGGCACUGGCUUCCUUCUUCUAUCCACUGCCCCCUCCACUGGCUGGCCUCCACCCCUCUCUGCUACUUAAUAAACUCUGAACUUGGUCUCCA
Molecule: messenger RNA, 1239 nt
Organism: Perognathus longimembris pacificus (Pacific pocket mouse)
Lineage: Eukaryota; Metazoa; Chordata; Mammalia; Rodentia; Heteromyidae
Gene: Tpm2
Product: tropomyosin 2
Exons: 9
Coding region: 148-1002 (284 amino acids)
Biological process (GO): muscle contraction; actin filament organization
Cellular component (GO): actin filament
Molecular function (GO): actin filament binding
Source: RefSeq, a predicted model, not a curated record